CAUAUAUACGGAAGGAAAGUCUGGGUACGUCGGAUCGAAUCACAGGCAGGAGGGUGGGCUGGAUUAUACUAAUCAAUAUAGAAGAAUGGCGGUGUGUGUGGACGAUGCAGCCGGAGAACCUCAUGCUUAUGGAGAUGUCAUGGCCCUCAUGGAAGAGCUCAUACCUUUUCAAGAGGGGUUGUUGAGAUCCACACAGGUCAUGUUUCUCCAUGGAGAUCACAGAUACAAGAAACUUGCAGCAAUUGCUGAUGUUCUCCAUGACUUGACAAGGAGGCUUCUAGAAGUAUGCCGACUUAAUGGCGAUGGUUCUCAACUGAAUGAAAGAAUGAUGGACAUGCGUCAUCGCCAUUUACAGGGAAUCAGCCAAAGUCAUCGUAAGUGGAGAGGGGUUUGGGGCACAGUGCAGAUGUUUCUGAUGCGCCGAUACUUGGGCAAGGAACUGACAAAGCUCCAGUCUGACCUCAAGAUGUUCCUUGACAAGCUAAGCACUUUCCCGGUGCAGAAAAUCCAUCAGACUAAAACAGUAGGACUCGAUAAUAGCACGCGGACAUCCCUGGAUGCUAGUCAUGGAGGUCCUGAGAAUAGGCAACGAUCAUUACGGGGCUUGGAGUCAGCAAUGAGGGGGGCAGUUACGCUGUCUUCUGCUUGCUCGGUCUUGCGUGAUAUUCUGGAAGAGGAGAAGGAAUGGCUGGACCAGUAUGCAAAACAACCCCAAGAGCUGUUAGAGGAUCUGGACUGCUUGUGGACAGCGAAGAGCGGGCCGGAAGUCCUUUGCCUCCAUGGCGCAAGUGGCGUAGGGAAAACUGCACUUGCGAUGGAAAUUUCCAAAAGCGAGGAGAUGAAAAGAGAGUUUUCUAAUGGCAUCUUCUUUCUCACUUGUGGGCAGCACAAGCGUGGGCAUGAUGUCAUCGAUAUGGUGCGGCAGUCGGUGUGGAAUCAGAAGUAUGGCUGCCGUAGACAUUCUAAUAGUCAACAACGGUGCGUUUUCUUUAACAAGAUUGAAAGGAAUGUUGCGUUGCAAAGAGAGAUGAAGGGGAAAAGAGCUCUGAUCAUCGCAGAUGACGUGUGGACCACUGAUCAAAUAGAAUGGGUUGAAAGCCUGCUACCCGCGAGCUGCAGUGUCAUCAUUACAACGACAAACAAAAGUGUGAUUGCCACACUUCGAGCCGCAAAUGCCUAUCUUGUUGAAGCCCUGAAACAGGAAGAGGCGUACAGCUUGUUUUCUCAUUGUGCUUUUCAAGAUGAGCUUCCACCUCCUGAUAUCCAAGCAAUUUCAUUAAAGGUCUGCAAAGAAUGCUAUGGACUCCCUUUAGCCUUGCGGGUGGUGGGCUCCAAUCUUUAUUCGAGACGCUGGGAGAUGGCAGCAUGGGAGAGUUGGCUCAACUUCUUUGUGCAUCGCAUGAGUGCAGACCAGUUUCCAUCCCAGAAUGCAGGCAGUUGUUUGUCCAGGGGUUCUGAUCUUGCUAUGGAGGCAGUACAACGAUCUAUCAAUGAUGCUUGUGGAGGCUCGAAAAUGGGAAAUCUUGAUAUGGUUCUUGAUCUGGCCGGUUUUCCACAGGGUGAAAAAAUACCACGGGAUUUGAUUGAGGCAUGGUCGUCAAUCUAUCCAUCAGUAAGUGACUUGGAGACUGCGAGACAUCAGAUGAAUGAGUUUAUCAGACUCUGUCUGGUGGAAGCUCAUGGAAAUGGUUUUGUGAGCUUGAAUAGCACAGCUCGGCAAGUGAUUCUUCAUAUUAUCAGGUCAGGAGCAGAAUCAUCAGUGUCCCUAGGAGGGUAUGAGGACGGUGAUGGAGCAGCCACAGGGAGCAUGGCAGCUGUUGUUCAGCAAGAGCGCAUCCUUCUCCUUGGUGACGAAGAAAUCAUUCCGCUGGAUCUUGCUACGUUCGAACACGUGAGGAAGUUGUCAUGGAUACAGUCAGACUUCUUGACGCUGACGAAUGUUCCAUUAUGCACUCUGCCUCACUUGGUGAGUUUUUACUGGGUUUGUCCUGGAGAUUCCACACGCGCAUACGAUGCCAACAAGGCAUCUGUCACGGUGACUCAUGUUUUGGAGCAACUGACCAAAAGUAACAAGCUGGAAAUCAUGACGGUCCGCAAUUUGGCGGGCUGUGAUGUGUUUCCUUCUGAUUACUUUUCAUCAUUUCGGUACCUCAAAGUUUUAUGGUUGGAGAUUGCGAACGUGUCUCCAUUUAGUGAGUUCCCAUCCUCGGUUGCGGAUCUCCAAGAGCUUCAGGUGCUGGUCAUUCAUGUAUCUGGGGCAACAUUGACCGUUGACCCAGGAGCGAUUGAGGCGCUCACUCAGCUCAAAGUCUUGAGAACAUCUUCCAUCUUCUUUCUUGCUAGGAAAGCACUUCAGGAACAGGUGUCUGCACCCAAGAGGUCACCAGUCAGGAGGCUGUCAUGCUGCUUGGAAGAGGCAGCAGGUCUGGGUACGGAUGACACAGAAGUGGCUGUAGUACCUGACGAGGUUCUGCCCAAGCUUCUGAGUUCACGAUUUAUCGAAGAUUUCUCAAUCAGGGUUGAUAAGCUUCCUGGUUAUGGCCAUCAUAGGUAUGGUGAGAUUCAGGAUAGCACUUUGCCCUCUGCGAUUGGACAACGGACAAGACUGCGCUCGAUAGAGAUCGAGGGUUGCAGAUUGUUAAAGGUGUUGCCAGACAAGAUAGGCUGCCUAAGCAAACUUGUCACGCUAAGCAUCAGGUAUUCAUCUCUGAGAAUCCUGCCUUCCACCAUUGGUCAUCUGUCUUCUCUUACUCGCUUCGAAAUUACAGAUUCACACCUUGAAUCCAUCCCCCAUGAGAUUGGCAGUCUGCAUAAGCUGGUCGAGUUUUCCAUUGUGACUUCAUCUCUUGCGAGUCUUCCACCCACCAUUGGUAAGCUCACAUCACUGAGGUUGCUGAAAAUCGCGCAUUCGAAGCUUACAUCCAUUCCUGACGAGAUAGGGAACUUGGGAGCGCUUGUUCAUCUUGAGGUCACUCGUGCCAGGUUAACGGCACUUCCCUCAACCAUUGGAGAUCUUGUGCAUCUGACAUGUUUAGACUUUUCCCAGUCGUUCAGAUCUUGUUCCCAACGUGCUCCUGACGGAGUGUGGAAGCUGACUGCCUUGCGAAAACUUGGGCUGUCAUCCUCAGGCCAAGCACCAUGCCUAUCCACAGAAAUCGGAAACCUGGUCCACCUCAGAGACUUGCACAUUGUGCGUUCUCCGACCAUCGAUUUGCCAGAGUCAAUUAGUCGAUUAUCCCAGCUGACUUGUGUUGUCCUGUCCUUUGCAUACCAGCGGUGUGAUGAGGUGUUUGCUGUCCCCAUGCAUCCUUUGCGUGGGCUUUCUAAUGUGACUAUAACCAGUCUGAAGCAUUUAGUCUUAUCGUUUUGCUCAAACCUUCACAGCUUGCCAGCGAAUAUCGCUCAGCUGACCAAUUUGGAAAGGUUCGAGCUAAGCGAAUGCCCGCACCUGGCGAGUUUGCCUCCCGAGAUCGGAAACCUGAAACACCUCAUGGUUUUGAAGUUGACCUCGGCGUCGAUCACGGAGCUUCCAGUGUCUGUGGGGAGCUUGAGAAGUCUGAUCAGCAUCGAUCUGUCCAACUGUGAGCUACUGGCCAAGUUACCAUCAAACAUUUCCAAUCUGGGAAGGUUGAAGCAACUAGGCCUGUCCAAUUGUCGAAGCCUCCGUUCGUUUCCCGACGGCAUAGGGCAGCUGACAAACCUGGAGUCCGUUAACCUCAGAGGCUGCUCAGGACUGUCGAGACUACCCAAGGAGUUUGGCAAUCUGACGAACCUAGGGUCCAUUGAUCUGACAUCAUCAUCUCUGACAGAAAUGCCUGUAUUUUUUAGCAGACUGGACGGGCUGACGGAACUGGACCUGUCCUGUUCCGGCUCUCUUGUUGAGUUGCCUGGAGGAAUCGGACUCCUGACCAGAUUGAGGUCAUUGAAUCUGCAGGAUUGCGUGAGUCUGAGGGCUCUUCCUGAUGAUAUUGCAGACCUUACGGGUCUGGAAGAGAUUGAGCUCGCUGGUUGCAGGAAGCUUUGUUCUCUGCCUGUGGAGUUCGGCCGGAUAAGAUAUCUGACGUCAUUGAAUCUGAGUUCUUCUGGUGUAACAGAGCUCCCAGUGUCGAUAACAAGGUUGGACAGACUGACAGAACUGAAGCUGUCUUCUGCAAGCGAGCUUGUUCGGCUUCCUUCAAGAAUGUCAGGAUUGAACUGUUUGAAAUCACUAAUUCUGCGUGACUGUGUGAACUUCCGCGCUCUGCCUAACAGCAUAACAGCACUCACUAACCUAGAAAUAUUGAAUCUACAUGGCUGCAGACAAGUGACCUGCCUACCCCGGGAAAUCGGAAACCUUGUGAACCUUCAGAUUCUGCGAUUAGGGUUUUCAGGAGUGCAAGCGUUGCCUGACUCAAUCAGGAGGUUGCAGGGUCUGACAGAGCUUGACCUGACCUGGGCCUGCGAGCUUGAUCAGUUGCCGACCGGCAUAUCUGGACUCGUCAGCCUGACAUCCCUCAAUGUGCAAGGCUGUGUGAAAGUGAAGACCCUUCCAGAUGGUAUUGUAAUGCUAACAAGCCUAGAAGAGCUGAGUCUAUACGGGUGCAAGCACUUGACUCGUCUGCCUGAGCAAUUUGGAAAUCUCAGAAGACUCAGGUCUCUGUGCCUCAGUUAUUCUGGCCUGAAAGAGUUGCCUGCCUCUAUGAGCGGCUUGGAUGCGCUAACUUCGCUCGACCUAGGUUGCUUUUCUGGCUGUUUCCUUCACUUUCCUGCAGACAUUUCUGGUCUGAAAAGGCUGGAACUGUUAGAUUUGCAGGACUGCCAGAACCUGAAAGCUCUGCCAGAUUGCGUAUCCCAGCUUGUGAGCCUCAAGGAGUUGAACGUUUCUGGAUGUAAGGAGCUGAGACAUCUCCCUACAGAUAUUGGGAACUUGGAAAAUCUUCAGCUGCUGAAUCUCCGCUCGUCAGGUCUGACAGCAUUGCCUGCCUCCAUCAGCAACUUGGGGAAACUGAUGGAGCUUGACCUGUCCUUUGCAGGAGAGCUCGCCCAGUUACCAGCAGAGAUCUCAGGGCUGAAGAGUCUGCGAUUGCUAAAUCUACACAGCUGCGCAAGCCUCGAGUCCCUGCCAGAUGAAAUGACUGUCCUGAUGGAUCUGGAGGUCAUGGACGUGAGCGGCGGUAAGCACAUAGAGUAUCUUCCUAUGGAAAUCGGAAACUUGACGAAUCUCUUGGUCCUAAGCCUUGCUUCUUCUGGUGUCAUAGAGUUGCCCUCGUCAAUUAGCAGACUUGGAAGGCUUGCUGAGCUUGAUCUAUCCAGCUCCUACGGUCUUACCGAGUUGCAGCCAGCCAUUUCAGCCCUGGAAAGUCUGACCAGAUUGGAUCUGCGGUACUGCACAAGUCUGACAGCCCUGCCAAUUGGGAUUGGAAAUCUGACAAGGCUCCAGGCUCUGGAUCUGAGCUCUUCCGGUGUCACACAUUUUCCAUCAUCCCUCUACAUGUUGAAUGCGUUGACAUCCCUUGAUCUGUCUUGCUCGGCUGGGCACGUGCCUGGGGAAGUGUUCACGCUAACUGGCUUGGUAAGUUUAAGACUGUGGGACUGUGUGAACUUAAGGACUAUCCCGGAGAGCAUUUCGCAGUUGACGAAACUUGUGUUCCUGCAUCUGAGUGGGUGCAAUGACUGCAUUCAUGUGCCAUCGGAAUUUGGGUGCUUAGUAAACCUUGAGUUUCUGAGUCUGAGUUCUUCCGGUGAGAUACACCUGCCGCCCUCCAUCCGCACCCUGCAAAGGCUAAGGUCGGUCGAUCUGUCGUUUUCGAACGAGCAUUUGCCGGUGGGAAUUUCGGGCCUGAAAGGCUUGUCAAGACUAAAUAUAUGGGACUGUCCAAACCUGUCAUCUCUGCCAGACAGCAUCACAGAACAGACAAAUUUGGUGUUCCUCCACCUCAGAGGGUGUCGUCAACUGAACCGUCUACCUUGCAAGAUUGGAGAUCUGCAAAAUAUCCAGAGUCUCUCCCUGACCUCUUCUGGUUUGACAGAUUUGCCGGCCUCCACUUGCAAACUCCACCAGUUGACCACGAUGGACUUGUCCUGUUCUCCUCAACUUUCUAGGCUGCCAUCAGGAAUGUCAGAUCUGACAAGUCUGACGAGAUUGGACGCCCACGACUGCCCGAGAUUGAAGUCCUUGGAUGAUGGAAGCGUGUGCCUGCCGAACCUGGAAGUCUUGGAUCUUGCUGGCUGCAAGGAGCUCACCCGACUGCCGGAAGAGUUUGGCAAUCUAAAGGCACUUACGCGUUUGACGUUAUGCCGCACAGGUAUUGUACAGCUGCCUUCCUCCUUUACCCAGUUGGAAAGAUUGGUUGAGCUUGAUCUCUCUUUCUCGGGCGAACUGACUCAGUUGCCAGCAGGCCUGUCACGACUGCAGAGAUUGAAAAUGCUUGAUCUUCGUGGCUGUGAAAAACUGACCAAUCUUCCGUCUGACAUCCUGCAAUUUGGCAAACGCACAAACGUCCAGCUGCUUGCUGAUCCAAAGUUCGCCCUAGGCAUGGCCUGGCAGCAUGACGGCAGUGUAAGGACUUCAAAGAAGGUUCGGGUCUAGUGAUGUGGGUAUGGGUUGCCGCCUAGCUGGUCCUGCUGCACUUGACAAUUAUCUCGUUACGACAGCCACAACCUUACU
Molecule: messenger RNA, 6646 nt
Organism: Chara braunii
Lineage: Eukaryota; Viridiplantae; Streptophyta; Charophyceae; Charales; Characeae
Source: the annotation of a GenBank genome assembly